This is a messenger RNA of Megalops cyprinoides (Indo-Pacific tarpon), 3766 nucleotides long. It is a transcript of the gene vcpip1, whose product is annotated as valosin containing protein (p97)/p47 complex interacting protein 1. Gene Ontology annotation, molecular function: cysteine-type deubiquitinase activity. The record is from RefSeq and is a predicted model, not a curated record. Bases 148 to 3684 code for a protein of 1178 amino acids. NCBI's taxonomy places the organism in Eukaryota, Metazoa, Chordata, Actinopteri, Elopiformes, Megalopidae. Gene Ontology annotation, biological process: Golgi reassembly; endoplasmic reticulum membrane fusion; protein K48-linked deubiquitination. The transcript is spliced from 3 exons.
GGAAAAAGAACCGCUUCCGUGUUGUUUUUUGGUUCUGCAUUUGUGAUGAAUAACAGCUGCGUAAGGUAAAAUAAGAUUGACGAAACGCCCGCGAGUGGUCUAUAAUGGUUUUGUAAAGAGAACCAUAGUAACACUGUAUUCGCAAAAAUGUCGUUGCAACAAGGAUCUAAGAAAAAGGACAAGCGCAUUUUGUCUGGUACCUGCCCGGAUCCGAAAUGCCAGGCGAGGCUGUUCUUCCCUGCUUACGGCUCGGUUAGUAUUGAGUGCACCGAAUGCGGCCAGCGUCACGAACAGAGGAAUCUUUUAAAAGUGGAAGAAGUCACCGAUCCGGACGUUGUGCUUCACAAUUUAUUAAGAAAUGCUCUUCUCGGUGUAACCGGAGCCCCGAAAAAGGGAACAGAGUUGGUAAAAGUGAUGGGGCUCUCGAACUACCAUUGUAAGCUGCUGUCUCCCAUUCUCACACGAUACGGAAUGGAUAAACAAACAGGUAAAGCCAAACUCUUAAGAGAGAUGAAUCAAGGUGAGAUGUUUGACUGCUCUCUGUUGGGGGACAGGGCCUUUCUGAUCGAGCAGGAACAUGUAUGUACUGUCGGCUAUGGCAAAGAUCGAUCUGGCAGCCUUAUUUACCUGCAUGAUACAUUGGAGGAGAUGAAGAAAGCAAACCGGAAUAAAGAAUGUCUCAUUCCUGUGCAUGUGGACGGGGAUGGACACUGCUUGGUCCAUGCUGUGUCCAGGGCACUUGUGGGCAGGGAGCUAUUCUGGCAUGCUUUGAGAGAAAACCUAAAACAGAAUUUCAAGCAAAACCUUGACCGCUAUAAGGCCCUUUUUCAAGACUUCAUUGAUGCGGCCGAAUGGGAGGACAUCAUAAACGAGUGUGACCCCUUGUUCAUCCCCCCGGAGGGCGUGCCCUUAGGACUGCGCAACAUCCAUAUAUUUGGGUUGGCGAAUGUGUUGCACCGGCCCAUAAUCUUGCUAGACUCGCUGAGUGGCAUGAGGAGCUCUGGGGAUUAUUCUGCAACUUUCCUCCCGGGGCUGGUGCCAGAGGAGAGGUGCAAGGGCAAGGAUGGUCAGUUCAACAAGCCCAUAUGCAUCGCCUGGAGCAGCUCGGGACGCAACCACUACAUCCCCCUCGUUGGAAUAAAAAAUAUGCCGCUGCCCAAACUGCCCGCAAGGCUUCUUCCCAAGGCCUGGGGAGUGCCGCAGGAGCUCAUCAAGAAGUACAUUCAGCUGGAGCAAGACGGGAGCUGUGUCAUUGGCGGCGAGAGAAGCCUGCAGGAUAAGUACUUGAUGAGGCUAGUCGGUGCCAUGGAAGAGAUAUUCAUGGAGAAGCAUGGAAUUCAUCCCUCUUUGGUGGCUGAUGUGCAUCAGUAUGUAUACAGAAGGACAGGUGUGAUUGGAGUUCAGCCUGAAGAAGUUACGGAGGCUGCCAAAAAGUCAGUGCUGGAAAACCGCCUUCACCGCUGUUUGAUCUGCAACGCGCUGUCAGAGCUCCAUGUGGCUCCUGAGUGGUUAGCCCCCGGUGGCAAAUUUUACAAUUUAGCCAAGUCGACUCAUGGGCAACUCAGACCUGACAAGAACUACAGCUUCCCCCUGAACAAUGUGGUGUGCUCCUACGACCCUGAGCGGGACGUCCUGGUUCCUGAUUACAAGCUGAGCAGUCUGAACACCUGCAAUUGGUGCCACGGCACCUCCGUGCGGCACAUCCGCGGCGACGGCUCCGUCAUGUACCUGGAUGGGGACAGAACCAACACCCGCUCCCAGGGGGGGAAAUGUGGCUGCGGGUUCAAGCAUUUCUGGGAGGGGAAGGAGUACGAAAAUCUGCCAGAGGCCUUCCCCAUCACUCUGGAGUGGGGAGGGAGGGUAGUUAGGGAGACGGUGUACUGGUUCCAGUUUGAGAGCGACCCCAGUCUGAACAGCAACGUGUAUGACGUUGCCAUGAAACUGGUCACUAAGCAUUUCCCCGGGGAGUUUGGGAGUGAGAUUCUGGUGCAGAAAGUGGUGAACACCAUUUUGCAUCACACUGCCAAGAAGAACCCGGAUGAGUACAACCCGGUGGCCAUCGAUGGGGCCCACGCUCAGAGGCUGAGUGAUAUCGAAGAGGGGCAGGCGGCGGUGGACGUGCAGCCACCGACCAAGAUCAUACUGACAGGGCAGAAGGCAAAGACCCUGCACAAAGAGGAGUUGACCAUGAGCAAAGCUGAGCGGACCCUCCAGCAGAGCAUCAGCGAGCAGGCCUCAGUGGCCCAGAAGAAGAGGACUGACAGGCUGAAGCAGGAGCAGAAGAGCCAGGGGAGACCUGCCUCCGUGGGGACCCAGGAAGGACCUUCUUCUGCCCCAGCCACUCCCACCAAAGCCCCCUACUCCCCCAAGUCUAGCAAGGAGAAGAAGAUCCGUGUGACCACCAACGACGGGCGGCAGGCCAUGCUGACGCUCCAGGCCGAGACCACCUUCUCGGAGCUCCAGAGGAGCAUCGCCAAAGAAUUUGCCGUGCCUCCAGCCCAGCAGUGUAUCCGCUAUGGCUUUCCUCCCAAGGAGCUCUUGCCACCCAAAGAGGGCCAGGAGAACGAACCCCUGCCUCUGCAGCAUGGGGACAGGGUGACCGUGGAGGUGGUCAGGGACCCCAAGGAGAAGGAGGUCCCUGCCCCGGCUACUGCCGCCCUCCACUCUGUGAGGAGUGAGGAGUCUGCAUCCUCCAGCAGAAUGACCUCCAGAGAGCUGCAGGACAACAUCGACCUUGAGAUGUCCUCCCUGUGCCUUCUAGCCACCUUAAUGGGAGAAGAUGUCUGGUCAUAUGCAAAGAAACUGCCUCACUUAUUCCAGCAAGGUGGAGUCUUCUACAACAUCAUGAAGAAAGACAUGGGACUGAUGGAUGGCAAGCACUGCACCCUGCCUCACCUGACGGGGAAGACGUUUGUGUACAACGCGGCGGAGGAGCGGCUGGAGCUGUGUGUGGACGCGGCAGGGCACUUCCCUGUGGGCCCCGACGUGGAGGACCUGGUGAAGGAGGCCCUGGCGCAGCUGCGCUCGGAGGCGGCCACCAGGAGCCGCGAGGGCAGCCCCUCCCACGGCCUGCUGCGGCUGGGGAGUGGCGGCGUGGUGCGUAAGAAGGAGCAGAUGCACAACGUCACCGCCUUCCAGGGCAAGGGCCACUCCCUGGGCGGGGCGCCCGGCGGCGGCUCCCCUCCGGAGCUGAAGCCCAUCUCCCGCAAGCACAGCAGCGGUGUGGACCUGAGCGCCAGCGUCUCCAGGCAGGCCGACCUCUCGGACAUCCCCGAGGACACGGCCAAGGAGCUGGUCCGCAUGGCGCCGGGCUUCGUCACCCUGAAGGACGGCCGGCACCUGGACCCCAGCGUGAUCGAGGCCCAGAGGAAGCGGCUGCAGGAGAUGGUCUCCUCCAUCCAGGCCUCCAUGGACAGGCACCUGAGGGAGCAGAGCCAAGGCGCGGCCGCCCCGGCUGCCCCUGCGAGCCCCGCGGAGCGGACAGAGGGAAGCAAGACAGGCGCCCCGGAUCCCGCCCUGGGGCUCGGCGACCACGAACCCUCCAGCAUGGACGUGAGCGCCAGUGGCGGGGAGCCGGCGGCGGGCAAGCCGUCCGAAAAGAGCGCGGCCUCGGAGGACAUGGAGGAAAUGGAGAGUCAGGAUGCGGAGCCUACCAGCACCACUGAACCGAUGGAUCAUUCCUGAUGGGAGAAGUGCAUCAUCAGCCUCAGUGUUUCACAUAGAAAAGGCACACUACUCAUAAUCUUCCUCCACGGGCGGCAUUACG